Olea europaea var. sylvestris is the source of this 1662-nucleotide messenger RNA. Its product is annotated as tubulin beta-8 chain-like. The record is from RefSeq and is a predicted model, not a curated record. The transcript is spliced from 3 exons. Lineage: Eukaryota; Viridiplantae; Streptophyta; Magnoliopsida; Lamiales; Oleaceae. Bases 121 to 1458 code for a protein of 445 amino acids. Gene Ontology annotation, biological process: mitotic cell cycle; microtubule cytoskeleton organization. Gene Ontology annotation, molecular function: structural constituent of cytoskeleton; GTPase activity; GTP binding. Gene Ontology annotation, cellular component: microtubule; cytoplasm.
AUUUAACCUAAAAAUCCUCCCCGCUUUCCGCCCCAUAUAUUCCCAUUUCCUAUCCCUGUACUUUCCCCAACCUUGUUCCCAAAACAAAACACAGACAACACACUAAAAUCAACACCCAAAAUGCGUGAAAUCCUACACAUUCAGGGCGGCCAAUGCGGCAACCAGAUCGGAGCGAAGUUCUGGGAGGUGGUUUGCGCCGAGCAUGGCAUCGAUUCCACCGGACAGUACAUCGGGGACUCGGAUCUGCAGCUGGAGCGGGUCAAUGUGUACUACAACGAGGCUAGUUGCGGUCGAUUUGUCCCCCGGGCUGUUCUCAUGGAUCUUGAACCGGGUACCAUGGACAGCAUCCGGUCUGGCCCGGUUGGACAGAUCUUCCGGCCGGAUAACUUCGUAUUUGGACAGUCUGGUGCUGGGAAUAAUUGGGCCAAGGGGCAUUACACUGAGGGUGCUGAACUUAUUGAUUCGGUGCUUGAUGUGGUGAGGAAGGAGGCCGAGAACUGUGACUGCCUCCAAGGAUUUCAGGUUUGUCAUUCACUAGGGGGAGGCACUGGCUCAGGAAUGGGGACCUUGUUGAUAUCCAAGAUAAGGGAAGAAUACCCGGACCGAAUGAUGCUGACGUUCUCUGUGUUCCCGUCUCCUAAGGUGUCUGACACAGUGGUGGAGCCCUACAAUGCAACACUCUCAGUUCACCAGCUUGUUGAAAAUGCUGAUGAGUGUAUGGUUCUUGACAAUGAGGCACUCUAUGAUAUUUGCUUCCGCACUCUCAAACUCACAACGCCCAGUUUUGGAGACCUGAACCACUUAAUAUCUGCCACCAUGAGUGGUGUCACUUGCUGUCUUCGCUUCCCUGGACAGCUCAACUCAGACCUUCGGAAAUUGGCAGUCAAUCUUAUACCAUUCCCACGGCUUCACUUCUUUAUGGUUGGUUUUGCCCCACUCACAUCUCGUGGAUCACAGCAAUACCGUGCCCUUACCGUUCCCGAACUCACCCAACAAAUGUGGGAUGCUAAGAACAUGAUGUGUGCUGCUGAUCCUCGACAUGGCCGGUACCUCACCGCAUCGGCUGUUUUCCGUGGCAAGAUGAGCACGAAGGAAGUCGACGAGCAGAUGAUCAAUGUCCAGAAUAAAAAUUCAUCCUACUUUGUUGAGUGGAUUCCAAACAAUGUGAAAUCCACUGUUUGUGACAUCCCACCCACUGGCCUAAAGAUGGCUUCGACUUUCAUUGGUAACUCGACUUCAAUCCAAGAGAUGUUUCGGAGGGUCAGCGAGCAGUUCACUGCCAUGUUUAGGAGGAAAGCUUUCUUGCAUUGGUAUACCGGUGAAGGUAUGGAUGAGAUGGAGUUUACUGAAGCUGAGAGUAACAUGAAUGAUCUAGUUGCAGAAUACCAGCAGUAUCAAGAUGCAACUGCUGAUGAGGAAUACGAUGAAGAGGAGGAAUAUGAAGAGGACACGGCCUAGUCAAGCACUAAGAUGCAUCGUCGUUGUGUUUUGUUGCAUAUGAUCAUCAGUUUGAUGAGUACGUUUUGUUAUGUUUGUUAAUGUUUAUCGUUGCUUGUUACCAAAAUUUGCAUGUUUGACUUGUUUCGUAAAAGUGGUUUUCGUUGGAGUAUCAGUUGAAACUUUUCAUAUAUCAAUUUGAUCAAUUUAGUGGUACCUUGCACA